This is a messenger RNA of Aspergillus tubingensis, 1290 nucleotides long. RefSeq names its product amidohydrolase family protein. Gene Ontology annotation, molecular function: hydrolase activity, acting on carbon-nitrogen (but not peptide) bonds. The transcript has 3 exons. The record is from RefSeq and is a predicted model, not a curated record. The coding region runs from base 1 to 1290 and encodes 429 amino acids. NCBI's taxonomy places the organism in Eukaryota, Fungi, Ascomycota, Eurotiomycetes, Eurotiales, Aspergillaceae.
AUGUCUCACUUCACGAUUCAUACAUCUUCCUUGUUCGAUCCGAGGCUCAAGUCAUUCCGCCCCAAUGUCUCAAUCACGGUUGAUCCUGUCAGUGGAUUAAUCGUGCGUGUCUUUGAACGCGACUCGAACACUCCAUUCUCGGAACUACUACAGCCUGGCGACAUAGACCUCCGGGGGAAGUAUGUGUUGCCUGGACUGGUAGACGCACACACGCAUAUCUUCCUUCAUUCAUACGAUGAGGCAGGAGCGCUUCAGCAGAAGCGCGAUGAAAGUAUAGGCGAGCGCAUGGUCCGAGCAGUUAACCACUGUCGCACGGCAUUGCUAGCCGGAUACACAACCUAUAGAGACCUCGGCUCCGAAGGAAUGCAAGACUUCGAUGCCAACAUCCGCGAUGCCAUCGCUCGAGGUCUAACUCCCGGCCCCCGCCUAUUUGUAGCCACCAAAGUUCUCGCCAGCACCGGAUCAUUUGAAUGCCGGACGGAAAAUAGUACCGGGGGUCACUGCCUCCCCUCCAGUGCCGACGCCGUUGACGGUGUCGAAGCAUGUCGCCAGGCCGUUCGUCGCCGCAUAGCUGCCGGUGCAGACAUCAUCAAGUUCUUCGCCGACUACCGAAGGAGAAUCAUGCGAUAUCCCCCUGCGCAACAACACCCGUAUAUUGCCGGGGUCUUGCAUCCUCCGAAAGAACCGAAUCCGGAUUAUAUGGUGUUCUCGAAAGAGGAGAUGCAGACGAUUGUUGCGGAGACAAAGUUGGCCAGGUGUCCGGUUUCUGCGCACUGUGCGACGCUUGAGGGUGCCAUGGCUGCGAUCGAGGCGGGUGUAUCCACCAUUGAGCAUGCGUAUUUUACUACGGACGAGAUGUUUGAGCACAUGGUGGAGAAGGGCGUGAUUAUGGUGCCUACGCUGGCUAUAGCGGAGAGGUUGCACGCGAAGCGCUUUGAUCAGAUCCUGAGUGGGGUCAAACGGGCGCAUGAGAUGGGCGUGAGAUUGGCUUGUGGGGGGGACACAGGGACAUAUCCUCAUGGUGAGAAUGUUCGAGAGUUAGAGCUCAUGAUCCAGGCGGGUAUCCCGGUGGGUGAUGUUCUGGAGGCUUGUACGAUUGGUGGGUGGGAGGCUUGCGGAGGUGAUUUGUGUGGGAGACGGUUUGGAUGGUUUGAGGAGGGAGCGCAGGCGGAUAUCAUUGCUUUGUGUGGAAAUCCAGUGGAAGAUCCAGGGGCUUUGAGGGAGGUCGACUUUGUGAUGAAAGACGCCCGAGUGUGGAAGAUGGAUGGUAUGCCGAAGGGGAUUUACUAG